AUGAAUCCCACCUCCGAUUCCGUUCCGCCUGCAUCGAACAGCAACGUUGCCAUUGGCAAACGUAAAGCAUUGCACGAAACCCAAGACGGGGCCAAUGACACAGACAAAUCAUCCAAACGUGUUGCUAAAGGAAGCAAGGCUUCGAGUCGGGGCUUAAAGUACAACCUCGAAGCUGCGCUUAACAAGUUCUUCGGCGGUCCACCCUUUUGCUUGAUGAUUCCCGAUUCCAUUGAAGAUCAUUCAGGGCCUAUGACUAGAAAGAAAUCCAAGGGUCGUCUUCAGCCGUCGACACGCGGCAUUGUCACUUGGAUGGAUGUACUCUCAGAAGAAACAACUCAAUUCCACCUCCAGGACAACGGCAUGUACCAUUGCUGCAUUAAGGGAAGGUUGAUUGAGCUGUCUGAAGAUAACUACCGUUUCAUCCAAUCGGGUUACCCACAAAAAAUGAUGCAAUGA
This is a messenger RNA of Penicillium griseofulvum, 456 nucleotides long. RefSeq lists its product as uncharacterized. NCBI's taxonomy places the organism in Eukaryota, Fungi, Ascomycota, Eurotiomycetes, Eurotiales, Aspergillaceae. The coding region runs from base 1 to 456 and encodes 151 amino acids. The transcript has a single exon. The record is from RefSeq and is a predicted model, not a curated record.